Messenger RNA from Trypanosoma grayi, 912 nucleotides. Its product is annotated as succinyl-CoA synthetase alpha subunit. Bases 1 to 912 code for a protein of 303 amino acids. NCBI's taxonomy places the organism in Eukaryota, Euglenozoa, Kinetoplastea, Trypanosomatida, Trypanosomatidae. Gene Ontology annotation, biological process: tricarboxylic acid cycle. Gene Ontology annotation, cellular component: succinate-CoA ligase complex (ADP-forming); mitochondrion. Gene Ontology annotation, molecular function: succinate-CoA ligase (GDP-forming) activity; succinate-CoA ligase (ADP-forming) activity. The record is from RefSeq and is a predicted model, not a curated record. The transcript has a single exon.
AUGUUCUGCCGUACCGCUGUCCGAAACUGGGUGAAUAAGAACACCAAGGUGAUCUGCCAAGGUAUUACUGGAAAGCACGGCACGUACCACACUGAGCAAGCCAUUGCCUACGGCACAAAAAUGGUCGGUGGUGUGAACCCCAAGAAGGCAGGUAUGAACUAUCUUGGUCUCCCUGUUUUCGGCACUGUUGCCGAGGCUUUGAAGGUGACUGGUGCUGAUGCCACAGCUAUCUACGUUCCAGCUGGACACUGUGCCGCCGCCAUUGAAGAGGCUCUUGAUGCUGAGGUUCCUCUCGUCGUCGUUAUUACUGAGGGCAUUCCUCAGUGGGAUAUGCUUCGCGUCAAGUCUAUGCUUCUGUCUCAGAACAAGACCCGCCUGAUUGGCCCCAACUGCCCCGGUAUCAUUAAGCCAGAGGAGUGCAAGAUCGGUAUUAUGCCUGGCCACAUUCACAAGAAGGGUUGCAUUGGUGUGGUGUCUCGGAGCGGUACCUUGACCUACGAAGCUGUUGCACAGACAACGGCCACGAACCUUGGACAGUCGCUCUGUGUUGGCAUUGGUGGUGAUCCGUUCAACGGCACCAACAUGAUUGACUGCGUGAAGCUGUACCUUGAGGACCCUGAGACGGAGGGCAUUAUUCUUAUUGGCGAGAUUGGUGGAACUGCCGAGGAGGAGGCUGCGGAGUUCAUCAAGAAUCACCCGAUCAAGAAGCCAGUUGUUUCCUUCAUUGGUGGUGCGACUGCUCCUCCAGGCCGCCGUAUGGGCCACGCCGGUGCUGUGGUUUCUGGUGGGCAGGGCACUGCCAAGGGCAAGAUGGAUGCGUUGGCGGCGGCGGGCGCCAUUGUAUCCUCUUCACCUGCAAAGCUUGGUGAGCUGAUGGCCGAGGCCAUUAGCAAGAAGCGCGGAACAGCGUAA